Molecule: messenger RNA, 10461 nt
Organism: Epinephelus lanceolatus (giant grouper)
Lineage: Eukaryota; Metazoa; Chordata; Actinopteri; Perciformes; Serranidae
Gene: ep400
Product: E1A binding protein p400
Biological process (GO): DNA repair
Cellular component (GO): Swr1 complex; NuA4 histone acetyltransferase complex
Molecular function (GO): chromatin binding; ATP binding
Source: RefSeq, a predicted model, not a curated record
UUGUCGCGGCCGCCAUGUUGCUGAAUGAAAUUAGCUUCAAAACAUUGAAUAUCCGCUAGCUAUAUCGAUAUUUUAUUUUUUCGCGGAAUAACCUUUGUUACAGCAUGUGACUUAUUGUAAAUAUGACUUAGGAUUUAUGAAACUACCACAGAAGCCCCAUUCCCUAUUAUUGUGCUUAGACAUAGUAACAGUGUCACGCAAUGCACCAUGGAAGUGGAUCACAGAAUAUGCAACGACAGCUUCAGAGAUCCAAGUCUGUCAGUGGGUCGGAGGCAGAGGAUCAGCAGCCCUCCAUGGCAGUCACACAGCAGCAAGCUACAGUUAACCACCCUCAAUCUCCUGUGACCACAUUCUCCUCUGCUGCCAGCCCUUCAGCCCCCCAGUCACCUAAUUAUCAGAUAAUCAUGAGUCGUAGCCCAGUCACUGGCCAGAACAUGAACAUCACAUUACAAAAUGUGGGACAAAUGGUGACUGGUAACCAGCAGAUCACCCUAACCCCACUUCCCAUCCAGAACCCAGCCUCCCCUGGCUUCCAGCAUACUACACCUCAGUGGAGGUUUGAGCAUGCUCCAUCCUCCUAUAUCCAGGUCACCUCACCUGUGCCCCAGCCCAUGCAACCCCAGAGCCCCACCCAGCACAGCCCAGUCCCUCUGCAAGGUGUGACAAGGCCUGGAGCACCUGCAACAGCAUUGGGUGUGUGUGGACAGAGUCCCACACGAUUUGUUGAAGCUAGUAUGUUAGUUCGGCAAAUCAGUUUAGGCAGCCCAUCGGGAAGUGGCCACUUUGUUUACCAGGAAGGAACAGGGCUGGCCCAGAUUGCCCCUGCCACACCUGGCCAGGUACAGCUGGCCUCUCCAGGAGCCCCAGGUUCUGUGAGGGAACGCAGGCUCUCUCAGCCUCACUCACAGACCGGAGGCACCAUCCACCACCUCGGACCUCAAAGUCCUGUGGCCACUGGUGCUGCUCUACCAACUCUGGGCAGUCCUGGUCACAUCACUACUUCCAACCUACCUCCACAGAUCAGCAGUAUAAUUCAAGGACAACUGGCACGCCCUAUGAUAUUUGAGAAGACGUCGCAGGGUGUGGUUACUGGAGUAGGAACCACAGCCACACCUUCAUUCAGCAUACCCUCCUCCAUUCCACCCUCCAGCCCAUCCCUCACCAGUCCCCCCCAAGGAAUCCCCAACAAUCCCCUUGCACCCACCAGCAUGGCUGUGGCCACUAUGAAAAAGCAGGCUCCCAAGAAGUUAGAGGAAAUUGCUCCUUCUACUCCUGAGAUUGCCCAGCUGAGAAAACAGUGCUUAGAGCACCACACCAAGAAGAUGGAGAGCCUGAAAGAAGUGUUCAAAGAAUACCUGAUUGAGCUUUUCUUUCUGCAGCACCUACAAGGGAACAUGAUGGACUAUGUAGCUUUCAAGAAAAAGCCCUGUGUUCCCUUGUAUACUUACUUGAGACAGAAUGACUUGGACCUUGAAGAUGAAGAUGAUGAAGAAGAACAGUCUGAGGUCAUUAAUGAUGAGGUAAAGGUUGUUACUGGAAAGGAUGGCCAAGCAGUGACACCAGUUGCCAUAGCAACACAGCUUCCGCCGAAUGUUUCUGCAGCUUUCUCUGUUCAGCAGCAGUUUCAGGGACACCAAGGAACUUCUGCUGGCACCAUGACAAACCCUGGAGACAUGGAUGCCUUUAAGAGGCAACAGGCCAUGGUGCAAGCAGAUCAGGCUAAGAGGUCCCGGAUUGACGUUGGUCGCCAUGGGCUAAUUUUCCAGCAUCCUGGUGUACCUCCUUUAGGAUCACCUGGCGUUCCACUCCAGCAGCUUAUGCCAACUGCGCAAGGCGGGAUGCCGCCUACUCCUCAAGCGGUCCAGAUUGCAGGACAGAAGCAGAACCAGCAACAAUACGACCCAUCCAAAGGACCUCCAGUGCAGAAUGCAGCCAGCUUGCACACCCCUCCACCCCAGCUGCCUGGCAGACUGGCCCAAGGUGCCCUCCCUAUGGCAGGCCUGUCCAUGACACUCUCUCAGCAGGCUCAGCUAGUGGAAAACACAGCUCAGCCUGGUGGUCAGCUCCAGGCACAGGUGAAGGUGCAGGCAGGUGGGCCUGUCCUGGCCACAGUAAACCCCCACACACAGCUCCAGGCUCAGCUGCAGCAACAGAUGCAGUCAGGUCUUCAUCUCCAGUUGCAGCCCCAGCAGCAACAAUCCCAGACUAUACUACAGUCAGGACAAGCGACGGUGGCACUUGCUCGCCCGGGUACAGAAUCAAACCAAACAGUUCAGAGGAUUAUGACCAACUCAAUAUCCAUGACCUCCAUGUCUGCUGCGCCCCUUUCUGCUCCCAAUGCUGUUCCAACCCCCCAUACUGCAACUCCACUCCGCCCUCUUGGCUCCAACAUCAACCCAAGCACCCAGUCCAAACUGACUGGAACCAAUGGCAUAUCCGCAGUCAAAAUUGGUGGCUUUGGUCAAAGUGCAACCAUGCAGUCCUCACAGGAGGGUUCUCAAGAUAAGCAAGUUGAGCAGGCGAAACUGGAGAAUCAAGUGCAUCAGCGCAUCUCUGAGCUAAGAAAGGAGGGCCAAUGGACAGCCAGUAGGCUCCCCAAGCUUGUUGAAGCCUCACGUCCAAAGUCCCACUGGGACUACCUCCUGGAGGAGAUGCAGUGGAUGGCAGCCGACUUUGCCCAGGAGAGGAGAUGGAAAGAGGCUGCUGCUAAGAAGCUUGUUCGCACAUGUGCCCGUUACCAUCAAGAGCAGAAGAAAAGUGAGGAGAGGUCAAAGAAGGAAAGGGAAAUUCAUCUUCGUCAUAUUGCCAGCACAAUUGCCCGAGAGGUGGAAUUCUUCUGGUCAAACAUUGAGCAGGUUGUGGAAAUUAAACUGCAGUGUGAAAUUUAUGAGAAGAGGCUCAAAGCACUCAGCUUACAAAAGGCCUCAGCCAAAGUACCUGGUCAGUCAACAGGAGUGAAAGCUGAUAAAGAGGAGGCGGCAACUUCAGCUAGAAAAAGGAAAUCAAGUUCGUCCUUGGCUGAUGAGCAUGAUGAAGAGAGCACCAUAGAGGAACAGGAGGCCAUGGAGGGGGAAGCAGACCACAAAGCAGAGCUGGUUGACCUCGCCAAAGAUGCUGAGAUGCCUCUUGAUGCUUUGAAGAAGCAGUAUGCUGGUGCCUACGUUGACGGCUUUGAGUGGCCCCAGCCUAGUCCCCAUAGUGACGAGGAUGACAUGGAAGAGACUGGAGAAAUAGAGUGUCCUGCAGGCAGUCCACCCGAGGCAGUGUUGAUUGAUUCCCUGCUCAGUGUGGACCAGUACCGAGGUGUUGAUAAAGCCGCUUCCUCUGACUCUGAUGGGAAGCCUGCCAGAGACAUAGCUGAAGUGGCUGCUGCCACAGAGCUCAUCCUGCCCAAGGGCAGCUUCAGGACCACUUCCUCAACCCGCAACCCAGCUCCUUUUCUACUGCAUGGGUCACUGCGAGAGUAUCAGCAAAUUGGUGUGGACUGGCUCGUAAACCUUCACAAGAAACACCUAAAUGGCAUCCUUGCUGAUGAGACAGGCCUUGGCAAGACCGUUCAGACAGUGGCUUACAUGGCCCAAUUGGCCAGUCAAGAGGGCAUUUGGGGACCCCACCUUAUUGUAGUAAGGACGUGCAAGUUGCUAAAUUGGGAGGUAGAGUUCAAACGCUGGUGUCCUGGCCUUAAGAUCCUCCUGUACCUUGGCAACAGAAGGGAACGCAGAUCAAAGAGAAUGUGGUGGGGGGAAGCCAACAGCUUCCACGUAUGUUUGACGUCCUACAAGCUGCUGAUGAAAGACCAGAGCCAUUUUCUGAGGAGAAGGUGGAGACACCUGGUCCUGGACGAGGUGCAGCUCAUCAAAAACAUGACUGAGAAACACUGGGAAACAGUCUUUGCUCUCAAAAGUGAGCAGAGGAUCCUCCUCAUCAAUACUCCCCUACAGAAUACUCUAAAGGAGUUGUGGACCAUGAUUCACUUCCUCUUGCCAGGAAUCACCAGGUCCUACUCUGACUUCCCUGUUAAGGCAGGCACAGACCAGAACCAGGACUACUGCCACAAACUGGUCAUUCGUCUGCACAGGAUGAUCCAGCCUUUCAUCCUGAGGCGCUCUAAAAGGGACGUGGAGAAACAGCUGCCUAAGAAGUACGAGCAUAUCCUAAAGUGUCGUCUAUCCACCAGACAGAAGAGCCUUUAUGAGGACAUCCUCACUCGACCAGGAGCUCAGGAGGCUCUGAAGACAGGUCAUUUUGUCAGCGUGCUUCAGGUCUUGAUGCAGUUACAGCGAGUGUGUAACCACCCUGAGCUGGUGGCACCCAGGGAGAGCAGCAGCUCCUACUUUGGCUCUUCUCUGCCAUACAACGUGCCAUCACUGGUGCUGGGAGCUCUUCAGAAUGACUUGAGCAAGAUUGCAGACAUGUCCAUAUUUGAUCUGAUCAAUAACGAGAACAGACUGACUCGGUAUCAGACUGAAGAGACAGUACCCAAACUAAAGGUCACUCAGCAGCUCAUAGAGGAGAUCCAUGCUGGCCCAGAUCCACCUGCACGACCCAAGCCAUGUCCGAUAAAACCCAUGAGAUUGUUCCAGCCAGUGCAGUAUGGGACAAAGCCAGAAGGUCGCCUGGCUGCCAUCACAAGUGCACCAGGCCAGCGUCCUCCAACGAGCUCUCCCACUACUAGCACCUCUGCCUCCAGCACCACCCAGGCAGCCCAGGCCAGGGGAAAGUCCCCUGUCACCACUGCAACUACUACAGCCACUUCCCACGUGGUUGGAACAGCUACUCAGAGAGCCCAGACUACCCCUCCUGUCAGCAGCAGCAGCAACACUGCCGCCUCCACUGUAGCCUCCUCUGGGAACAGUGGCAUUGGGCAGCAUGUGUUGGGGGCUGCCUCUGUGGCCUUGGGCCAGACCUUAGCUGGCACAGUCGUGGGAUCCAUUGCUCCCAUCGGCCAGCCAGCAUUAGCACAGGUCCCCAGGCCAGCUCUAGCCCCCAGCCAUGCCAUCCAGCCAAGCUUACUGUCCCAGAGGCUGGUUCUUACAUCUCAGGCCCAGGCACGGUUGCCUAGUGGAGACGUGGUGAAGAUUGCCCAGUUGGCCAACAUUGCAGGCAGUCAGAAUCGUAUCUCCCAGCCAGAGACUCCUGUCACUUUGCAGUUUCAGGGAAACAAGUUCACUUUGUCCCCCAGCCAGCUCCGCCAGCUCACCACUGGACAACCCUUGCAGCUCCAAGGUACACUCGGCAACAUCCUGCAGAUUGUGUCAGCUCCAGGGCAGCAGAUCAUCAGGCCUCAGGGAUCCAUGGUAAUGCAAACAAUGCCACAGGCUGUCCCUGCCUCCAACGCCUCAUCUACACCUGGCACACCUCAUCCCGCUCUGUCAACAGCCCAACAAGCACUGGGUGUAACAACAAAUGCCACAUCAUCUCCCACCAAGCUCACUGCUGCAGCUCAUGCGGGCUCUCAGGAGUCUUCAGAAGAAAAGACUCAAAAGCUGAAGGAACGUUUGACCCGUCUGUUUGAGGCAAACGAGCGACGCUGUAGCCGCAGAGUGCUGUACGGUUCAGACCUGCUGCAGGCGUGCACUUUGAGCACAGAACCUGGUCACUCUGCCCUGACUGCUGGAGGCUGGAGGUGGGUGGGCAGAGAGAGCUGCCUCAGGGCCCAGAGAACCUGCGUGGCUACCACCUCUACACUGCAGUCCACUCUGCUCUCUGUGGAGGACCGCCUGGAGGCUGCCAACAGCCUUAUCAAGAGGCUGGUAUGUGUGGUGCCUCCAGCUGUAGCCCCACCUCCUCACCUGUAUGCAGCCAAUCCCCCAGUUCCCUACAGCCUUGAGCAGAAGUCCCUUCACUGUCGGCUACAGGAGGCCUCUGCCCCCCACAGUGCUGACAUCCACCACUUGGCUUCCAGGCGUCUCCUCUGUUUUUCUGACCUGCAGCUAAUGCAGAUGGACUCAGGUAAACUGGAAGCUCUUGCCAUUUUGCUACAGAAGCUUAGGUCAGAAAACCGCCGCGUCCUCAUCUUUACUCAGAUGGUGAAGAUGCUAGACAUCCUGGAGACCUUCCUAGACUACAGGCAGCUCAGUUAUGUGCGGGUCGAUGAAAGCUUCACCCCUGAUGAACGAGAGGAGAAUAUGAAGAAGUUUAACAGGAACAGGAAGGUGUUCUGCAGCAUCCUGACCAACCGCUGCUGCUCUGCUGUUGGGACGUUGUUUGAUGCAGACACCAUCAUCUUCUACGACACAGACCUCAAUCCCAGCAUGGACGCCCGCACCCAGGAGUGGUGUGACAAAAUAGGACGUUCCAAGGAUAUACACAUAUACAGGUUGGAGAGUGGGAACUCCAUUGAAGAGAAGCUACUGAAGAAUGGCACUAAGGACCUGAUCAGAGAGGUUGCUGCCCAGGGAACUGACUACACCUUGGCUUUCCUCACACAACGGACGAUCCAAGAUCUGUUUGAGGUGGAGGCAGGCUCGGGGGAGAAGGUGGAGGAGUUUGUGGUUCUUCACCAGGAGCCAUCUGCCUCUGAGGCCAUUUCUCCCAGAGUUGCUAGACCCUACAUCCAGGCUCUCCACAGCAUUAAUCUGGAUGCCCUGCCAGAGGAGGAAGAGCAAGAGCAACAGGACGAGGAGUUGGUAGGGAAGGAGUCAGCAGAGGACAACCAGGAGUCAGAGAGCCAAGCUAAAGAGGAGCCUGCUCAGAAAGAAGAGCUGAAUGCAGUCAUGGAACAGCUCACACCAAUUGAAAGGUAUGCCCUGCAUUACCUGGAGUACCUCCACAUCAGUGACAAUGAAACUGCUCUCAAGGAGCAGUUGGAGUGCUCUAAGAGAGGCUGGGAGCAGCAGCAGCUGCAGAAGCUGAAGGAGGAGGAGGAGGAGCGGCAGAUUAUGGAGGGAGAUGAAGAUCUCUUCACUUACACCAGAGAGGAUGCCUACAACAUGGAGUAUGUAUUUGAUGCCGAGGACGGCCACACAGAAAUCAUGCCGCUUUGGACUCCACCCACACCACCACAGGAUGACAAUGACAUUUAUAUCGACUCUGUGAUGAUGCUGAUGUAUGACACCACACCUAUGCCAGAGUCCAAGCUGCCUCCGAUCUACAUCCGCAAGGAGCACAAGAGACUCAAGAUGGACCCCUCAGCAGCCAGAAAGAAGAAGAAGGGCCAUGGGGAGACGGUCAUUCCUCCACGCUCACUUUUCGAAAAGGCCAGCAUGCUCAAAGUUCGCCGAGAGGGCAAGGACCAGAAAAAGAACUUCUCCCUCAAGCAGCAAGCGCCCUUUGCCAAACCCCUACCCUCGCUGGUUAAACCUGCCAUGGAGGCUGGCCAGGACAACCCCGAGUGGCUCAUCAGUGAGGACUGGGCUCUGCUUCAGGCUGUAAAGCAGCUGCUGGAGUUGCCUCUGAACCUGACAAUCGUGUCUCCUGCCCACACUCCUAACUGGGAUCUGGUGAGCGAUGUGGUGAACUCAUGCAGCCGCAUCUACCGAUCGCCCAAACAGUGUCGCAACCGCUAUGAGAAUGUCAUCAUUCCCAGAGAAGAGGGCAAGCUGGUGUAUGAGGCAAACCCCAAGAAGAAAACCAAGAGCAUAUACAAGUCUAAGAACAGCCGCCCUCUAAGGACCUGUCAGAUCUACACACAGGAUGACAAUGCCACUCACAUUCAGCUCUACAACAGCCGCUUUGAACUCAUGAAGAUCAUCGCUAGCAAGAGAAGUCCACCAAUCAAACCACUGCUUGGCAUGAAUCCAUUCCAGAAGAAUCCCAAACAUGCCUCGGUUUUGGCAGAAAGCGGGAUCAGCUAUGACAAGCCCCUGCCUCCCAUUCAGGUGGCAUCUCAACGUGCUGAAAGGAUUGCCAAGGAGAAAAAGGCCCUUGCAGAGCAGCAGAAGGCUCAGCAGUUGGCCCAGCAGCAGGCUGGAGCUCCCCAGGCCCAGGCUGCACCAGGCCAGGCCCAGACUCCCGCCGCUGGCCAAGCCCAGGCUCAGGUCCCUCAGGCUGCCACAGUGGCCGGAGCUGCUGCUGUGCCUAAUGCAGCUGUUCUGGCUGGAGCCAUAAAAAAUGCCACUGUGGGCACAACCAUCCAGGCUGCCACUGUAGGGGGGAAUGUGAUUGUGAACACAGUCGCUGGAGUUCCUCCAAGUCCCUUCCAGGCCAACAAACGCCUGGCAUCUCCAGUCAUACCAGGCACCCUGUCUCCUGCUAAUGCAGCUGGAGCCCAGGUUGUCCACGCACAACAGAGAGCUGUCACUGCCGCCGCUGCCCCUGCCGAGGUGGUCGCCAUAGCUACGGGUCAGGGUGUACGAGCCGUUACCCCAGUGACAGCAUCUGCAGUAGUUUCUACCACUCUAAGCCCAGUGCAGUCGCAGACUCGCUCACUAGUCACUCAAGUCACACCAGCCACAGGUAUGCAGCUGCCACAAGGAAAGCCUCUCACCCCGGCCCAUCUGCAGAUGCUCCGACAACAACAGCUACAACAGCACCAGCAGCAGCAGCAACAACAGCAACAGCAGGCUGCUUCCCCACAGAUCAAGGCUGUAGGCAAACCCCAGGAGUUGUUAAAGAUGCACAAGCAUAAGUUGCAGCUGCAGCAGCAACAGCAGCAGCAGCAGCAGGUAGCUGCAGCAGUGGCUGCAGCAGCAGCCCAGGGCCAACAGGCUGCAGGGGCCCAGCAAGCCACCCAGGUGCAGCCUGCACAGGCUGCCCAGGCCAAUCCCCAGCUAACAGCUGUGGCAGCACCCAGACCUGGAGCUGUGCUGACCGGCACCACUGUUGCCAACCUGCAGGUGGCCAGACUGACUCGAGUGCCUACUCAAGGUCAGAUUCAGGCACAGGCAGGACAAACGGCCCAGGUGACCCUCACCAAGCCUCCUGUGGUGCCAGCUGUUGUCUCAUCAGCUGGUGUCACUACACUGCCAGUCACUGUAGCAGGCAUUAGUGUGGCUAUCGGUCAGGCCCAGAAAACAGGUGGGCCUGUGCUGACGCCGUCCUUCCCCCAGAUGCAGGUCCAGCAGCUGCUUCAGAUGAAGAAGCAGCAGCAGGCGGCAGCAGUUCAGGCGGCGGCCGCAGCUCAGCAGAAGGCAGGGCAGCCACAGCAAGGACAGGCCACUGUGCAGCAGAAGAUUGGUACCCAGCAGGUUACAGUGCAAGCAGCCCAGGCAGCCCAGCAACCGCAGCAGAAGGUGACCUAUGCUACCACCACCCAACUCCAACCAGGCAUUAAGACCCAGUUCUUUACAACAUCUAUCGCCCAGGCUCAGAAACCCACUGGAGCCCAACAAAUCCAGGUGGCUAAGCUCCCGCAAAUAGUGCAGCAGCAACCCACUGUGGCUAAUAUUCAACAAAUCGUGUCUUCUCCUCAGCAGAUCCAGGCCCAGACUGUGACUCUGACCCAGGCAGCCACGUCCGCUCCUGCUCAGGUGCAGAUGAUUCCGGCUGGGACGGCGACGGCCCAGGUAGUCCAGCAGAAGAUCAUCCAGCAGCAGGUGGUGACUGCAGCCACGUCACCCCAGAUCCAGACGCCUCCUCCACACAGCCCCGCCCAGCAGCCUGCGGCGCCCUCCUCAGCCGAGUCCCCGGUGCAGCAGCCCGCUCAGUCCCAACAGACCACAAAGGGUCAAGCUCGCCAGGGUGGCAUCAGGGCCAAAACUCCUGCCAAGCCCAGCGGAGGAAGCAGCUAGGAGACAUACACUAAUGAAACUGAAUUCACCAGGUGUUUUCCUGCAGUACAGAUGUGACAGUACUGAAGCGUUUUUAUGGAUCCCACAGCAGCUAAUGCCGCACCAAGCCUUUACCUCACCCCAACCAUCUCUAACCUUAAACUGCUAACUGUGUUCAAAAUGAUCAUUUCAGAGCUCAUACCUUAAUAUUUUGGCACAGCACUGCUGCCCAUAACUCUGGUGGGAUCCAUAAUUUAGCUGUACUGAGUCAACAUUGUUACUUCUAUUCAUAAUUUUGUGUCAUAAAAUGUGGAAUGUGUCUUGACAUUACCACAACUAAAAAUUCCCCCCACAACUACUGCCCAGUGAAUCAAACAGAGACAACGCUCAUGCCUUCAAAUGAUGAUUAUAUUUCUGGAGAUAGCUGAGGCUUGUGGGUAACUCUGCAUUGAGAAUUGAGCUGUCCAUUAGAAUAAGUGUAUUCAUAAAUAGUCCCUUUUAUGUCUAAUUCCCUUGUUGUCUAUAGAUACUGAAUGGAGAAGAAUGCACGUUCCUUUAGUCAUUUGUUUUUUAUUGCAGCAAAUACACUGUAAACAUGUACUUUAGUAUUUUGUGUUUUCUCAUAAAUUGUCUUUUUUUAUUGAUGUCAAGGAAAAAAAAAAAUGUAAAUAUCAAUGAAAAACAUUUGUACUUGUAAAGUAGUCGUGUUUUCAUUGGGUUUUUUCAGCCUAAUUGUAAUAAAGUGUUUUGUUUUUAUACACAAAUUCAUCUUUUUUCCUUUCCUUUUUUUUCAUUAAAUCCGUUGUAAGUA